Messenger RNA from Camellia sinensis, 1614 nucleotides. RefSeq names its product E3 ubiquitin-protein ligase. Gene Ontology annotation, molecular function: protein binding. The record is from RefSeq and is a predicted model, not a curated record. NCBI's taxonomy places the organism in Eukaryota, Viridiplantae, Streptophyta, Magnoliopsida, Ericales, Theaceae.
CCAAAACUUGGAAAGAGUCUCUCUACGUCACGUCUCUCUCUCUCUCCCUGCGACACCAUUAAAGCACCUUCACCCUCAUCACUUUUCUCUCUCAAAUCCUCGAUCCAACCCAAUUCCAUCAACCAUGCCUUCUUCUUCACUUUCACCAUCCUCAUCUCAGACCCCCCAAUACCUCCAAGAGCUUCUCGAAUCAGCUCGCCCCUUCCUCCGCGGCGAGCUCGAAUCCAUCGACACCAACCUCCCCUCCCUCCUCGCCGUCCUCCGCUCCGUCGGUGCCGGCGAGUGCUGGCACAAGCACGGCAGCUUCCUCGACCACCUCCUCGAUAUCUACCGCAUUCUCAAGCUCUGGAAAGCCCCCGACUCUGUCUCCCUCUGCGGCCUCUUCCACUCCGCCUACUCCAACUCCUACGUCAACCUCGCCAUCUUCGAUCCCUCCACCGGCCGCGACACCGUCCGCCACCACGUCGGCGCCGCCGCCGAACGCCUCAUCCACCUCUUCUGCAUCGUCCCUCGCCAGCCUCUGAUCCACGACGACAUCCUCUUCAAAUACACCGAUUCGGAACUCGUCGAACACCUCAAACUCUCCGAGUUUUCUCUCAAAAACGCGAAAGAGAAAGGGGUUUUCAACGAAGACGAGGCUUGGAGGAAGAAAUUGCAGUCGAUCGUUCCCGAAAAUGGGGUCACCGUGAAGCACAUCAAGACCGGCGAGGACGUCGUCGUUUCGAGGCGUGUCGUCGCGGUCUUUGUCAUGAUGACAAUGGCGGAUUUCAGUGACCAGCUCUUCGGUUUCCAGGACGCCUUGUUUGAGAAUCACAACGGCCUUCUCGAGUUCUCAGGCAACAAUUUCACAGCUCUGUGGCCCGGAGACGGCAAACCCGGGUUGUGGAUGAACUCAAUUUCAAGAAUGGGUGCAAUAUACAGUCUGUUAGUGAGAGAAGAAGAGAUUUUCAUGGAAAGGAGGAAGAGGGAUGGACUUGUCAUUGGUGUGGAUAGAGAUGAAGAGAUUGAGCUUGUGAUACCACCAGUUUUUGAAAACUGUACUAGGGUUUUGGGUGCAGGAGAGCAGAUAGUUGGGAGGGACAUGUAUUGGGAAGGUGUUGUUUGUGAUGUGUCUAAAAAAGGAAUGAUGGAGAGAGCUGAGGAGAUGUUGGUCAAGUGUGUUGAGAACAACCCUUUUGUUGGAGAGCCACAUGUGGUGUUGGGUCAGAUUUAUCUGAGUAAAGGGAGGUUUGAGGAGGCUGAGAGGGAGGCUGAGAAAGGGCUUACACUCAUUUUGGAGUGGGGGAGUCCUUGGGAUAAGAGGAUGUCUUGGGAAGGUUGGAUUGCUUGGGCUAGAGUUUUGGUGAUGAAAGCUAAGGAGAGGUCUUGGCCUCAGACUUCUUGGGGCAUUCUCAACUUAGGGCUUGUUAGGUAAAAUUCCCUACUUUUAAAAUAAUUUAAGAAUUAAGUUUUGGCCUAGCAUCAUAUAUAUAUUCAGUUGUUUAAUCAUGUAUUUCAUUUCUGCAGUUGUGGGGAAGUUCUUAAUUUAAGGGUCUUUGUGUACUCUGUUCUAGUUGUAACAAAACCAUGAGUACAAAUUAAUGCACAGAAUAAACUAUAUGUCAAUUUAUGUUC